AUGGCGCUGGGAAGCAAGGAGGACGGCUUGAUGCGAGGGGGCAGGGCAGUCGUGACACGCGAAUCAGACGCAGACCAAAUUACAUUCCACAAAGUCGAGAUCCCACGAUACCAAGACUGGCCCAGCAGCAAACCAAACACCGCCUCCCCGUGUGGCUUGUGUACAAACCCCACGGCCGUCACAGAAACAUGCCCACACAACCAACGGCCGUCAGCAGCUUUGGGCGGACUCACUCCGGCCCAUGGCCACCCACCAGCAGAGUUCGGACUUGCCCUCCCAACAAGGCUAGGCAAGGGUCCAGCCCAUCUACCGCCUCUGCCUGCGCCCGGACUGAGGACGAGGCCAAAGGAAAAAGGGGGGAUAAAGCGCUCAGCCCGGUUUUGGGGACGAGCCUGCUUCCUCUACCUGUUCAACGUCUUUGUACCCGGUGCCUGA
Messenger RNA from Plenodomus lingam JN3, 435 nucleotides. The record is from RefSeq and is a predicted model, not a curated record. NCBI's taxonomy places the organism in Eukaryota, Fungi, Ascomycota, Dothideomycetes, Pleosporales, Leptosphaeriaceae.